Cetraspora pellucida is the source of this 1326-nucleotide messenger RNA. NCBI's taxonomy places the organism in Eukaryota, Fungi, Glomeromycota, Glomeromycetes, Diversisporales, Gigasporaceae. The record is from the annotation of a GenBank genome assembly.
AUGUCACAUUCGAGAAAACCCGAUGAUUCUCAAGAAGCAACAGAAAAUAGUCCAUUGCUUCUUGAAGAGUCAAUUGAUCCUACUAAUCAAGAAACAUCGUCAUGCAUACAAAAUCUUCGAAAACCUCAUGUUCUAUGGAUGAUUGUCUUUAGUAUCACCUUAUCAACCAUUAUGACUUCUAUUAUAGCACCUUUAGCAACAUUAUCAAUAGGUUACAUUUCAACACUUUCAGAUUUUAAGGGUCGUAGAUUUGUGUAUAGGUUAUCAACACUUGGUAUAAUAUUCGGAUGUUCUUUUGUAAUUAUUACAUCUCAUUACUGGAAAAUUGUUGGCAGCAACCUUUUAUUUAUUGGAGCAAUUAUCGAAGGAUUACUUGGAGGUGUGAUUGCUAUAAACACGGCAUGUCAUGCCUAUAUAAGUGAUUGCACUAAACCUGAAAAUAGGAGUGUUGCAUUUGGACUUAUGCAUGCCUCAGCAUAUUGUGGAAUGGCGCUUGGUCCAGUGUUGGGAGGUGUUAUUGUUGAGGCUACGGGAUCUGCACUUUUAGUGUUCUAUGUGGUUGUUGGUGCACUCUCUGUAUUUUUUAUUUUUGUAUCAUUUAUACUUCCAGAAUCACUUUCGCCAGAAAUACGUCGUCAAAACGAAUCGUCAACUUCUUUACCAUCGCCAAAAUAUAUAUUUUCAGCUUUGAUGAUUCUUAAUCAAACACCUGUAUAUUCUGGAAACAUUAUAAAUAAUAUAUGGAAGAGGAAUGUGCUGUAUAUUCUUUCAAUAAUUUAUUUUAUAUAUAAAAUGUCACAAGCUGGCCAAAAUGAUCUAAUCGCAUUAUAUACAACACAAAAGUUUGGCUGGUCAACAUUAGAAAACGGGGUUUUUUUUACACUUCAAGCAUUAACCCGAUUUAUGGCUCUAAUAGUCCUCUUACCUUUGUUUCGUAUGUUGCAAGGAAAAUAUCUAACUACAUAUUCACGAACUCUAGAUCUUACGAUGUUGAGAUCGGGGUUAAUCAUGGAAGUGGCCGGAUUCGCGUUAUAUGCCAUUGCAAUAGACCCAAAUAUGUUUUAUUUUGCUUGUGUGGUAAACAGUUUAUCCACAAUAGCAACGCCAGCAAUCAGAACUUUAUUUACUACGUUUGUCUUGCCUACACAAGCAGGACAAAUAUUAGGUGCUUUGAGUGUUAUCGAAAGUGUGGGAAGUAUAUUAAGUCCUUUAUUUUUGAACUCUUUGUAUAGCUGGUCUGUAAUGAGAGGACUUGACGAAAUCGUGUUUUGGGCAAAUAGUUUAUUAUUUGUCAUUGCUACUUUUUUGGCAUUUUUAGUUUUAUAG